Sapajus apella (tufted capuchin) is the source of this 2159-nucleotide messenger RNA. RefSeq names its product N-acetylated alpha-linked acidic dipeptidase 2 (gene NAALAD2). The coding region runs from base 495 to 2000 and encodes 501 amino acids. NCBI's taxonomy places the organism in Eukaryota, Metazoa, Chordata, Mammalia, Primates, Cebidae. The transcript has 14 exons. Gene Ontology annotation, molecular function: carboxypeptidase activity. The record is from RefSeq and is a predicted model, not a curated record.
ACAGCGGAGCACCCAGGAACAGAAAUUCUUCCCGAGUUUGACUAGUGGGAAAUUACAGCAGAGAAUCUGGAAGAAUAAUAGCCAAUAGAGCAGGAAAAGCAAUCUUGAAAUUCACUUCUAGCCGAACUUGGGCAUUUCGGGGGAUGGACUUGGCAAAGAGACAGUAGCCCAGUUUUUUAGGAAAUGAGGGAGAUUUUUUGGGUUACUGCAGGAUCCACAGAAUGGAAGUUGCCUGACAAAAGGAAGAAUCCCUCCCCCAUCUGCAGGGCUUCCUCUCUCCCCUCCAGGGGACCACAGGGCCCCUGGGGACCACAGCUCGGCGCUGCCUGGUUUCCUUCGUCAGGGGCCUGGCGGGGAGGGCGGAGGCGCGGCUUUGCCAAGGGCAGCUGGGGCCACCCGGCUCUCACCGCCUCCUGCCCGCGCGCUCUCUAUCGCUCUACAGCCCCGAGGCUCGCGAAGACAGCUGGCGCCCCAGGCUCAGUCCUCAGGAAGCCAUGGCGAAGUCCCGGGGCCGUCUGUACCUUUGGAUGUGCUUGGCUGCUGCGCUGGCAUCUUUCCUGGUGGGAUUUAUGGUGGGCUGGUUUAUUAAGCCUCUCAAAGAAACAGCCACUUCCGUGCGCUAUCAUCAAAGUAUACGGUGGGAACUGGUAUCUGAAAUGAAAGCUGAAAAUAUCAAAUCAUUUCUUCGUUCUUUUACAAAGCUUCCUCAUCUGGCAGGAACAGAAGAAAAUUUCUUGCUUGCCAAGAAAAUCCAAACCCAGUGGAAGAAAUUUGGACUAGAUUCCGCCAAGUUGGUUCAUUACGAUGUCCUCUUAUCUUACCCCAAUGAGACAAAUGCCAACUAUAUAUCGACUGUGAAUGAACAUGGCAUUGAGAUUUUCAAAACAUCAUACCUUGAACCACCACCAGAUGGAUAUGAGAAUGUCACAAAUAUUGUGCCACCAUAUAAUGCUUUCUCAGCCCAGGGCAUGCCAGAGGGAGAUCUUGUAUAUGUAAACUAUGCUCGCACUGAAGACUUCUUCAAACUAGAAAGAGAGAUGAGCAUCAACUGUACUGGGAAGAUUGUUAUUGCAAGAUAUGGAAAAAUCUUCAGAGGAAAUAAAGUUAAAAAUGCCAUGUUAGCAGGAGCCAUAGGAAUCAUCUUGUACUCAGAUCCAGCUGACUAUUUUGCUCCUGAGAUACAGCCGUAUCCCAAAGGAUGGAAUCUUCCUGGAACUGCAGCCCAGAGAGGAAAUGUGUUAAAUUUGAAUGGUGCUGGUGACCCACUCACUCCAGGCUAUCCAGCAAAAGAAUACACUUUCAGACUUGAUGUUGAAGAAGGAGUGGGAAUCCCCAAAAUACCUGUACAUCCUAUUGGAUAUAAUGAUGCAGAAAUAUUAUUACGCCACUUGGGAGGAAUCGCUCCACCAGAUGAGAGCUGGAAGGGAGCCCUUAAUGUGAGUUAUAAUAUUGGACCUGGCUUUACAGGGAGUCAUUCUUUCAGGAAGGUUAGAAUGCAUGUUCAUAACAUCAAUAAAAUUACAAGGAUUUACAAUGUAAUUGGGACUAUCAGAGGAUCUGUGGAACCUGACAGGUAUGUUAUUCUGGGAGGUCACCGGGAUGCCUGGGUAUUUGGAGCUGUUGACCCAACCAGUGGGGUUGCUGUUUUGCAAGAAAUUGUCCGGAGUUUUGGAAAACUGAUGAGUAAAGGCUGGAGACCUAGAAGAACUAUCAUUUUUGCCAGCUGGGAUGCAGAAGAAUUUGGACUUCUGGGUUCCACAGAAUGGGCUGAGGAGAAUGCCAAAAUACUCCAGGAGAGAAGCAUUGCUUAUAUCAACUCAGAUUCAUCUAUAGAAGGCAAUUAUACUCUCAGAGUUGACUGUACACCUCUUCUUUACCAAUUAGUGUAUGAACUGACAAAAGAGAUCCCCAGCCCUGAUGGUGGGUUUGAGAGUAAAUCACUGUAUGAAAGCUGGUUGGAAAAAGACCCUUCACCUGCAAAUAAAAAUUUGCCUAGGUAAGUUACUUGUAUGCACCUUUCCUACCAUAGGAUAAAUUAUAAAUUCCCCUCUGCCUUCUGUUUCUCCAAACAUGAAAUUCUGAAAUGUCUCAUUAAUAAUUUGAGUCCAGAAAAGAUAAUAAAGAAUUCUUGGCCUGGUGCGGUGACUCACACCUAUAAU